Molecule: messenger RNA, 1051 nt
Organism: Spodoptera frugiperda (fall armyworm)
Lineage: Eukaryota; Metazoa; Arthropoda; Insecta; Lepidoptera; Noctuidae
Exons: 4
Coding region: 484-963 (159 amino acids)
Source: RefSeq, a predicted model, not a curated record
AUAUAGCUUCGGACAUUGUCUCAAAGGUGCCUAGUCGCUCUUGGACCGUGUCACUGUGUAUAUCAGCUCGUAUCUUAAAUUUAAAUUAAACUCCGUCUAGUCAACAGCAUUCUCUUGCUCAGUUAAAUCAGUGUCAAAGUGAUUCGUUUCUGUAGAAUAUUAAUAAAUAAUUACAAAAUGUGUUCCCUAAAUAGUGUAAUUGUUGCCAUUAUUUUGAUAAGUGUGGCGAUGGCUAAGCAACUUCAAACUCAAGAUGCUAUAGGUUUUCCUGAGGUGGAAGAGGAUCAGAACUCUGUUAACAAAGACGAAUUGCGAGCUUGAAGCUAUUAUCAAAAUAAUCACCAACACCUCAUUCACAUCAACGACGAAUCAUAUCCAAUUAAUCAUCCUAAUCUCCUGACGAAACUGAAGACCUUUAGCAAAGGGUCGGUGUUGAAGAAUCACAGGAAUUGUGACACUUAACCCUCGCUUGGCUUCUACUAAAUGCUUCUCCUGCAGCACCGGCAGCCUGUGUACAUCCCCUCGAUGUGUCCUGACAGCGAGUUGUACUACCCAGGGGACCAGAAAGAUGACUGGAUUUGCGAUUGCAGACCAGCAUUUUUAUAUCACCCCAAAUCGGACGCUUGCUGGCCAGCUUAUAGAAAAGGCCCGUGCCAGGAUGGAGAGUACCUCGUGCUGAAACCUGAGUCCGCCAUCCCUGUGUGUGAGAAGAACCCCUGCUCCGUUGAUACUUAUGUGCUGUACAAUGGAAGGUGUGAGCAGCUGGCCACCAUCGCGCCCUGCAGACACAUGUGGCCCAUCCCGGCCGCGCUCGCCGUCAACGCCACCAACCUAGCUGUUGCCUGCGAGAGGCUCAACUUAGAGUCCAGGUUUGGGGAAGAGACCAGCGCAAUAGUAGUCAUACCAUGCCCGCCAGGCUGCAAAAGAAGUAUUAACGGCAAAUGUACUCCUGUAGUAGGAUAAUUAAGUUUAUUGAUUAUGUUUAAUAUUAAUUAUCGUAUUUAUGAUUGUUACCUAAAAUUUUAUGACUAUAAAUAGCUUUUGUACCUAA